Molecule: messenger RNA, 494 nt
Organism: Acanthoscelides obtectus
Lineage: Eukaryota; Metazoa; Arthropoda; Insecta; Coleoptera; Chrysomelidae
Source: the annotation of a GenBank genome assembly
UCUUUUUCAGACUUCCCCAUUUAUUUCAGUAAGAGAUGUCUACAAGGGGCGUACCUAAGUCGGACUUUGGGCUCAAGGUGAAGAUAUGUCUACGAUAUCUCGGUGACCCUGGAUAUCAACAAGGUAUUGGUCAGGAACUUGGUGUUAGUCAAUCAACGGUAUCUCGGGCUGUGGAUAGAGUUGUGAACAGCAUAGUUGCACAGUCGAACGAAUGCAUCAAGUUUCCAACUGACAACCAUGAACUGAUGGAGGCCAAGCGGAUAUGGCAAAGCAUCUAUAAAUUACCGACAGCAAUUGGUGAUUGUACACUUAUAGGAAUCCUGAAACCAAAUCGCCAUGGAGAUGAGUGUAUCAACCGAAAAGGGAAACCUACUUUAAAUGUGCAAGCGACUUUUGUGAUGCCAGAGAGAUGUUCACAAGUGUUGAUGUCAGUUGGCCUGGAUCAGUGUAUGAUUACAGAAUAUGGAGAAAUUCACAGACUAGAUCACAACUAA